Molecule: messenger RNA, 3387 nt
Organism: Colletotrichum graminicola M1.001
Lineage: Eukaryota; Fungi; Ascomycota; Sordariomycetes; Glomerellales; Glomerellaceae
Product: linoleate diol synthase
Exons: 6
Coding region: 1-3387 (1128 amino acids)
Biological process (GO): response to oxidative stress
Molecular function (GO): iron ion binding; peroxidase activity; oxidoreductase activity, acting on paired donors, with incorporation or reduction of molecular oxygen
Source: RefSeq, a predicted model, not a curated record
AUGUCUCAAGCCCAGGACCAGUACCCCAAGCACCAGCCGGCCUUGGCUGAGAAGCUGGCCGCAGUCCGUGAUGUUCUCCAGAAAUCCAUCUCUCCAAUCCCUCUCUACCCUGGACCGACCCCUGGCGGCGCUGGCCAGGAGGCUGAGCCGACCAAUCUUGUCCAAGACGUCAAGAACCUCGGAUUCGAGGACUUCGACACACUAGCCGACUUCCUCGGCUCCGCUGUCAAAGGACAGAUCAACGACAACGACUUGCUCUUGGAGCGUCUAAUCGAGCUCUUUGCCAAGCUGCCCUCUGGCACAGUCAAGGGUAAGAAGCUGGAAUAUGGCCUCAUCAACCAGCUGUGGAACGGGAUCGAUCACCCGCCUAUGACGACGCUGGCCGAUGAGUACAAGUAUCGUGCCGCGGAUGGCUCCAACAACAACAUCCACAGCCCGAAGAUGGGCGCCGCAGGUACGGCGUAUGCCCGGUCAACGCCGGCCAUCACCUACCAGACUCCCAGCCAGCCGGAGCCCAGCCUCAUCUUCGAUAUGCUCUUCGCCAGAGGCGAUGAGUUUAAGCCCCACCCCAACAAGCUCUCAAGCGUCCUCUUUUAUUUCGCCACCAUCAUUACUCACGACAUCUUUCAGACUGAUGGACAGUCAAGCAACAUCAACCAGACCUCAUCGUAUCUGGACCUUGCUCCCCUCUAUGGUCGCAACCAGAAGGAGCAAGAUGAUGUCAGGACAAAACUAGACGGGAGACUGAAGCCUGACUCAUUCUCCUCCAAGAGAGUCCUCGGCUUUCCUCCUGGUGUUGGCGUGCUUCUGAUCAUGUUUAACCGCUUCCACAACUAUGUCGUGACACAGUUAGCCAGCAUCAACGAGAACAACCGCUUCACCAGACCGACAGGCCCUCGGAUGGCCUGGAUCAAGUACGACAAUGACCUCUUCCAAACAGCUCGUCUCAUCACCUGUGGUCUCUAUGUCAGCAUCGUCCUCCGCGACUAUGUCCGCACCAUCUUAAACAUGAAUCGAACGGCCUCCAGCUGGGCUUUGGACCCCCGCACCAAUGAGGGCAAGAGUCUCCUCAGAGCAGAGACUCCAGAGGGCACCGGUAAUCAAGUGUCGGUGGAAUUCAACCUCAUCUACAGAUGGCACUGUGCCAUCUCCCCCAAAGACGACAAGUGGACACAGGAGACGUUCGCCAAGGUACUAAAAGAUCCAGAGGACCCUAACAAGAAGAUUGAAGACUUCACUCUAAAGGAUUUUGGCCACGCCAUACGGGAUUGGGAGCUGCGCAUUCCCAACGACCCAGUCGAGCGUGGUUUUGCCGAUCUCAGACGGGGCAAGGAUGGCUCCUUCCGCGAAGAAGACCUGGCCCGGAUAUUCAAGGAGAGUGUAGAGGAUGUGGCCGGCUCCUACGGCGCCAAUAGAAUCCCGGAGAUCAUGAAGCCUAUUGAACUCCUUGGCAUCAUCAACGCCCGGAAGUGGAAUGUUGCCACGCUCAAUGAGUUCCGGAAGCACUCCGGCCUCACCCCGCACCCAACAUUCGAGGAUAUCAACCCGGACCCCGAGGUCGUCAAGAAGCUCAGAUACCUUUACGGCACUCCCGACCAGGUUGAGCUGUACCCGGGAUUGGUCUCCGAGAAGGCCAAGCCGGCCAUGGCCCCGGGUAGUGGUUUGUGUGGCAACUUUACCAUGACCCGGGCUAUCCUCUCAGAUGCCGUUGCCCUAGUCCGUGGCGAUCGCUUCUACACGAUUGACUACACUCCAAAGAAUCUCACUAACUGGGGAUUCAACCAGACCAGCCACGACCCUAACGUCGACCAGAGCCAUGUCUUCUACAAGCUGGUCUAUCGCGCUUUCCCCAACUCGUUCAAGGCGAACAGCAUCUACGCGCACUACCCUCUCACAGUACCUUCGGAAAACAGGAAGAUCCUCGAGAGCAUCGACCGAGCCUAUCUGUACUCUUGGGAUGAGCCAGAAACCAAGGCCAGCAUAAUCCCCAUCUUCUCCCACAAGGCUAUCAGCGAUAUCCUCUACAACCAAGCGGACUUCAAGGUCAUAUGGGGAGAAGCCAUCCGCCAUCUGGUCGCCCAGCCCGGAAAGGACUAUUCAAAGAACUUCUGUUUGUCCGGAGACGGCAAGGCUAACCUGCUGAACCGCACACAGGUCAGGAAAGCCCUGAUCUCUGGUCCGUGGGAGCAGGAGGUUUGGAAGUGGUACACCCACAUGACGCCCAGGCUAUUGGAGCAGCAUAGCUUUGCUAUCCGCAAGGGUGUCAAGGAGGUCGACAUCGUCCGCGAUGUCAUCAACAUGACCAACACACGCUUCAAUGCCGCCCUCUUUUGCUUGCCCAUCAAGAAUGAGGACUCGCCGUGGGGCAUCUACACCGACCAAGAGUUGUACAUGGUUGUUGCCACCCUCUUCCAAUUGGUAUUCCUCAACGCAGACAUUGCCAACAGCUUUAAGCUGCAGACGAUUGCGCGCGAGCUCGCACAGGGUCUCGGAAAGAUCAUGACCCUCGUUGUGCAAACCAUCGCAAAGGCCGGUCUCAUCACAGACAUUGUCGCAAAGAUCAGGGAGGGGGAGGCGUCGCUUCCCACGUUUGGAAACCACCUCAUUGAGCGGCUCAUCGCCGACGGCAAGGACCUUGACGAGGUCAUCUGGGGCACCAUCUUGCCCGUCAUCACCGCCAACGUCACGAACCAGUCGCAGAUUACGGCCAUGUGCAUCGACUAUUACCUCGGCGAGGGCAAGCAGUAUCUGGGCGACUUGUACCACCUGGCUCACCAGAACACGCCCGAGGCAGACGAGAAGUUGAUGAAGUACAUGCUCGAGGGAUGCAGACUUCGCGCCGCCGUCGCCGUGUACCGUGAGGCCGCCACCGACCAGGUCAUCACCGACUAUGCCCCCUGUCUGCUUGACCCUAACGACCCUACUUCGCGCAAGCCCGUCGUCAACGACGACAUCGAGGGCACCAAGUACGAGGUUAAGAUCCCCAAGGGCCAGCGCGUGAUCUGCAACCUCAUGACCGCAGGCCGCGACCCGACCAUCUUCGAAUCUCCCAGCGAGGUGCGCCUCGACAGGCCCCUCGAGUCAUAUGUACACUUUGGCCUUGGGCCGCACUGGUGCGCUGGCAAGGAGAUUAGUCGCGUCGCGCAGACGAGCCUCUUCAAGCAGAUUGUCGGUCUGAAGAACUUGAGGAGAGCCGAGGGCGAGAGGGGAAAUAUCAAGAACAUGCCUGCUGGCGCCUGGAAGGGCCAGGUUGGCCUUCCCGUCGGCUCACAGAACGGUGUCGGCAAGAGUCACGAGCCUUGGCUUGGUCUGAGGGCGUUCAUGACGGCCGACCAGAGCUCGUUCUGGCCGGUGCCGACGACAAUGAAGGUCGAGUGGGACGAGUAG